UGUGUGUGUCUCUCUCUCUCUCUCUGUCUCUCUGUCUCUCUCUCUCUCUCUCUCUCUCUCUCUCUCUCUCUCUCUCUCUCUCUCUCUCUCUCUCUCUCUCUCUCUCUCUCUGUCUCUCUCUCUGUCUGUCUCUCUCUCCCUCUGUCUCUCUCUCUCUCUGUCUCUCUCUCUCUCUCUCUCUCUCUCUCUCUCUCUCUCUCUCUCUCUCUCUCUCUCUCUCUCUUCUUGAUCGCACCAUGGUCAAGAUUCCCCUGCUGGCCAAGGCAGUCAAAGGCAAGACAACAAGACCAGGCCAGCACACCAGAAGGACGCGCCACGGCAGUGCAUUCAUGUACCAAGCCAGAGAGGCUCUCAGCUCAGUCUGGAUGGCGCUGCCGUUUCCAACCCAGUGGUCCACACACACACACACUCUCUCUCUCUCUCUCUCUCGCUCUCGCUCUCUCUCACACAUUCUUUUGUUUCGAGUCUAUUUUACCUGA
Monosiga brevicollis MX1 is the source of this 479-nucleotide messenger RNA. RefSeq lists its product as uncharacterized. NCBI's taxonomy places the organism in Eukaryota, Choanoflagellata, Craspedida, Salpingoecidae. The annotation marks the transcript as partial. The transcript has a single exon. The record is from RefSeq and is a predicted model, not a curated record.